AUGCCAGCUGAAGGAGUGUGGAUAUCGCCAUCGGGCGUCAAGACAGUCAUUCCCCUCGAGAACAACCCCGAGGUCUUCACGUCGCUGCUGCACGAUCUGGGCCUGUCCUCGCAGCUGGGCUUCUAUGACGUCUACAGCAUCGAUGAUGCCGACUUACUCGCCAUGAUUCCGCGGCCGGCGCAUGCUCUCAUCUUUAUCACGCCGGCCCAGAUGUACUACGCUUCACGCAAAGAAGACGGCAUUGCUAGCGAUAUGGCCAUGGAGGACCUGACUUACAACAAGGCCGGCGACGAGGAUACCAUCAUGUGGUUUCGCCAAACAAUCGGAAACGCCUGUGGACUCUAUGCACUGAUCCAUUCGGUCGCGAACGGCCCAGGGAAACAAUACUUGCAGAAGGGGUCGCUCCUGGACCGGUUGUUUGCCGAGGCGAAGCCACUGCAGCCUGAGCCCCGUGCCAGGGUCCUCUACGACAGCGAGGAGCUGGAGCAGGCUCACAUGCGGGCAGCACGAAAAGGAGACUCUGUACCGCCGCCUGCAGAAGAUCAUCCCGCCCUCCAUUUCAUCGCCUAUAUCAAAGGCCAAGAUGGCCAUCUAUGGGAGCUCGAGGGCGCUACUGACGGGCCAGUGGACCGGGGUCUGCUUCCACCAGACGACGAUGUAUUGAGCCCCAAAGCCCUCGAGCUAGGCAUCCGCAAGUUUCUAAACCAUUCGGAGGGUAACCCCAAUUUUAGCAUUGUGGCGUUGUCUACCAAGGAUUGA
Molecule: messenger RNA, 759 nt
Organism: Cordyceps militaris CM01
Lineage: Eukaryota; Fungi; Ascomycota; Sordariomycetes; Hypocreales; Cordycipitaceae
Product: ubiquitin C-terminal hydrolase
Exons: 1
Coding region: 1-759 (252 amino acids)
Biological process (GO): protein deubiquitination; ubiquitin-dependent protein catabolic process
Cellular component (GO): cytoplasm
Molecular function (GO): cysteine-type deubiquitinase activity
Source: RefSeq, a predicted model, not a curated record